Molecule: messenger RNA, 1206 nt
Organism: Coregonus clupeaformis (lake whitefish)
Lineage: Eukaryota; Metazoa; Chordata; Actinopteri; Salmoniformes; Salmonidae
Product: hemicentin-2-like
Exons: 7
Coding region: 1-1206 (401 amino acids)
Biological process (GO): cell surface receptor signaling pathway
Molecular function (GO): transmembrane signaling receptor activity
Source: RefSeq, a predicted model, not a curated record
AUGGCAGGGUCCACAUGUACCAUCAGGUUCACACUUGAAAAGGACAGUGGAGUGUACUGGUGUGAGUCUGCAUCAGGAGAGUACAGUAAUGCUGUCAACAUCACAGUGGAUGAUAGCACGACGAUUCCGCCUGACGAGAGUCACAUAGGAGUGACGCCACCUGACUGGCUGAACCCUGGAGACUCAGUUACUCUGAGCUGUGGGGUUAAAGAGUCAUCUACAGGCUGGAGGUUCUUCUGGUACCGAACUGUUCCCUACAGAGCUGGGUUACCCUCCCUAUCGGACAGGUCCUACUCUGUAGAGCCUCUAUCUGGCAAUGGGACUACUGAAGACUCCUACACUCUGAUCCCUGCUGGUCCUAAUCACACAGGAGGAUAUGUGUGUAGAGCUGGGAGAGGAGACCCAGUCUAUGACACACUCUACAGUGAACCUCAGUUUAUCUGGACAGGAGACCUGCAUCCUUCAGUGUCUCUCAGAAUAAGACCGACCAGAACUCAGCAUUUUACAUCAAAGUCUCUCUCACUAAGCUGUGACGAGAAGGGGAACUCUACUGGAUGGAGACUCAAGAGAUACAGAGAAAGAGGAGUGGAGUCAGGGUGUGGCUCUAACUGGGAAACAAUAUCAGGGUCCACAUGUACCAUCAGGUACACACUUGAAAAGGACAGUGGAGUGUACAGGUGUGAGUCUGCAUCAGGAGAGUACAGUAAUGCUGUCAACAUCACAAUUUACAGUAUUAUUUAUAUAUUAUGUUACACAGCUGGUGCUGUGAUCCUGGAGAGCCCUGCCUAUCCCAUGACUGAGGGAGACUCUGUGACUCUGCUCUGUACAAAUAGAUAUCAGGAAACAAACCCAAACCCCAAGGUUGAUUUCUACAAAGAUGGAGAACUCAUCAAGAAUGAGACCACAGGAGAGAUGACCAUUCCUGCAGUAUCCAAGUCAGAUGAAGGCUUCUAUAAGUGUAAAUCUAAUGAAGGAGAAACACCAGAGAGCUGGGUGACAGUGAGAGUCCCUCCAGGUUCCGUUGUCUCCAUCUCUCUGCUGUCCAGGCUGCUGUGUGGUCUACUGGUGGUGUCUCCCUUUUUACUGGUGUCUAUCAUUCUGAUGGUGAAAUGCUGCAGGGCUCAAGGUAUGUGUUCAACAACCAAAUCUCCUCAAGACGAGUUACGAUCUGAUGAUAUCAUCGAACAGACCGAAUCAUCCGUGUGA